Messenger RNA from Notolabrus celidotus (New Zealand spotty), 3187 nucleotides. RefSeq names its product myosin regulatory light chain interacting protein a (gene mylipa). The transcript is spliced from 7 exons. The record is from RefSeq and is a predicted model, not a curated record. Gene Ontology annotation, cellular component: cytoskeleton. The coding region runs from base 300 to 1745 and encodes 481 amino acids. Gene Ontology annotation, biological process: ubiquitin-dependent protein catabolic process. NCBI's taxonomy places the organism in Eukaryota, Metazoa, Chordata, Actinopteri, Labriformes, Labridae. Gene Ontology annotation, molecular function: ubiquitin-protein transferase activity.
UCCAUGCACGGGAGGUGAGCAGGAGCCGCGUGCGGAUGUAACACGACUUCGGAUUGGUUGUAUUUUGUCAACGGUUAUGUCAGAGCGUCUGUCAUUGGCGUGUUGUAUGUAGGCGGUGCAGUACAUGGCAUUUCAUUGAUAUAGGCUACAGUUGGUGGCUUCAGAUUCGCCACACGGAGAGGAAAGGCUGAGAAAGUAAGGAAGGCUUCAUGUAGGUUUUUUUAAGAAGGCACGAGAAGUGUUUUAAUUAUUUUAAAGAGUGGUGGCACACCAAAGAUUUAAACACAGACACAGCCAAAAUGCUCUGCCACGUUACUCGUCCGGAUUCGGUGGUGAUGGAAGUGGAAGUUGAUGCGAAGGCGAACGGUGAAGACUGUCUAAAUAAGGUUUGCAGAAAGUUGGGCAUAAUAGAAGUGGACUACUUCGGGCUGCAGUUCACUGGCAGCAAAGGAGAGAACCUAUGGCUGAAUCUGAGGAACCGUAUCUGCCAGCAGAUGGAUAAUGUGACGCCAUGUCGACUGAGGCUACGCGUCAAGUUCUUUGUGGAGCCGCAUCUGAUUCUGCAGGAACAGACGAGACACGUCUUCUUCAUGCAUGUGAAGGAGGACCUCCAUAACGGGCACCUACGCAUGGCCUCAGAACAAGCAGAAGAACUAAGUGCGCUACUGGCACAGGCAGAGUUUGGCGACUACAACCAAAACACAGCACAGUACUGGUACACGGAGCUGUGCGGAGAGGAGCCCAGCACGGCCACCAUCGACAGUAUCAUAUCCAGACACAAAGCUCUGGAGGGCUCUAGUCAGGGCUCAGUGGAGUACCAGGCCCUGCAGCUGGUCUCCUCUCUGGAGCAUUACGGCGUGGAGUGGCACUGGGUCAGAGAUGCAAAUGGACAACGGUUAGCCAUCGGAGUCGGCCCGGAGGGGAUCGCUAUUUGCAAGGAAGACUUUAGUUUAGUUAACAGAGUAAGCUAUCCUGUCAUCCAGAUCGCCACCCAGUCGGGGAAAAGUGUGUACCUGACCGUCACCAAGGACACAAGUGACAGCGUGGUGCUUUUGUUCAAGCUGAUCAGUAACAGAGCAGCAAGUGGAUUGUACCGAGCCAUCACAGAGACCCACGCCUUCUACAGGUGUGACACAGUAACAAACGCAGUAAUGAUGCAGUACAGCAGAGACUUUAAAGGCCACCUAGCCUCCCUUUUUCUCAACGAGAACAUCAACUUGGGCAAGAAGUACGUUUUUGACAUCCGGCGGACAUCCAAGGAAGUAUACGACCAUGCACGCAGAGCCCUUUACAACUCUGGCGUUGUGGACCUGAUGUCCCGCUCUGGUAGCGGUGACCGCUCUUCUCCAUCACGUUCCCCCAGCAGAGACAACCAGCAAGACGAGGGGCUGGACUGUGGAAGCUGCCAGCAGAGCCGGGCCCUGCAGGAGCGUCUGCAGAAGCUCCGAGAGGCUCUGCUGUGCAUGCUGUGCUGCGAGGAGGAGAUAGACGCUGCGUUCUGCCCCUGUGGGCAUAUGGUGUGCUGCCAGACCUGUGCAAAUCAGCUCCAGUUGUGUCCUGUGUGCCGGUCGGAAGUGGAGCACGUGCAGCACAUCUACCUGCCCACCUGCACCAGCCUGCUGAACCUGACGCUGACCGACAACCACCAGCACCGCAGCAGCAUACCCGCACCCAUCCACAGAGAAAUAGACUCUCCUCACAGCUGCUCGGCCACGGAGUACGAACACAAGAUUUACCACACUUAAAGGCAACUGCAACAAACUCCAUUCUGAACUCUUUAGGGCUGCAACAGCCUGACUCAAGGUUUCACAAAGAAGGAACAUUUCUCGUCCAUACGAAAGUACCAAACAUAUACUGACUGAGCAUAAUCAAAGAUGGACGCACUCAAUCCACUCCCUCAGCUACUCUGUGUGUGUGUUUGUGUGAGUUUAAUCGUUAUUUCAACUCAUCUUCUAAGUAUUGUUGCUACUGGAUGUGCGUCACUCUGUCCAAAUCUUGUGUGUUUCACACAUCAUCAUCCCCUGCCAAAACAAUGUUUUUAGAUUAGACUUGUUUCGUCCUUAAAUUAUUGCAUCAGUUGACCUGAUACAGUGAAGAGACAUUCUGUAGUUUUUUUGCAUUUCUGUUUGUGCCUCCUCGCCACAGUACCUGAACCAUUUAAUGGACGUGUGUGUGUUUGAACAUCUAAGCACUGUACAUAAUGGUUGAGUCUUUUUUUUAAUGCUUUCUGACAUUUUAAAGCUUCUCUGUUUUGAUUUGAGAACAUAAUUUUAUGAUAACGGCGUGAAAUGCUUCUUUUUUUUUAAGUAUUUAAUUUCUUAUUUGUUUUUCAUGUUUAAUGUUUCCAGCCAAUUAAGGGGUUUCUAGAGGCUAAGCAGCACUGCAUACUAAUCAAGCUAGAAAGCUCCCAUGGGCCACACAGGGUUCUUCUUUCAACCACGCAAAACUGUGACUUUGGAAGUGAAAUGCAGUAUUCUGCCGACACUCCCACAACCUCCUUCACUCUGAAAACUGGUUUUGUUGACUAACUGCCACUCGUCCAAAACAACAAGCCUGGUUUCAUAACUGCUGCACCUUUACUGUUUUAUCUCCAUGCCAACAUAAAGCUAAAAGUUAAAAACCUCAGAGCCACAUGGCUAGACACACAAGACAAGGAAUUAGCCUUGCAGCUGCUUCCUCUAAAAACCUCAUGUCUAUUUUUUUUUCUGGGGCGAACUAGUGAGGUUUUUGUUGUUGUUUUUUUUAAAGGGUACUAGGCGAUUUAUCAGUGCAAUAAUUUCUUGCUUUUGAAAAGCUUUCAUUUACAAGUUUUAUUUAAUUUCAAAGACUAUAUUUAAGAAAAGAGAGAAAAAAACACAACAUUGUCACUUUACCAAGAAAGUUUUCCACACGUCUGUAGGGGGUUUGGCCUUAAUGUAGCAGCAACACCGUGUUUAUGAUAAACUUUCCACAGACUUUUUUUCUGUUAAGAAAAGGAAAACUGAAUUUCUUUAAUGCUGACUUGAUUUAAGCUCAGUCACUGCAGGGGAAGGACUUUUAUUUUUCACAUUGUACAGGUAGGGAUUUGUUUCUGUUUUCUGAAGCAAAAGCCACUAUGCUAUGUAAAAUAACUCUUAGAAUGAAACCUUUUUUAUAUAUUCUGUUUUUAACAAAAGAAAAAGUAUUAAUAAAGUUGUUUUUUAAAACA